Messenger RNA from Penicillium verhagenii, 705 nucleotides. Its product is annotated as DUF2458 domain-containing protein. The record is from RefSeq and is a predicted model, not a curated record. Lineage: Eukaryota; Fungi; Ascomycota; Eurotiomycetes; Eurotiales; Aspergillaceae. The transcript is spliced from 3 exons. Bases 1 to 705 code for a protein of 234 amino acids.
AUGGCUGGUCAUUCCGAUGCCCCGGAUUUGAACACGGUGCUUCAAGCGCUUUCCAGUCUUGCUUCUCAAAGUGGCUCAUCUCAAAUCCCUCAGCUCAUUCCAAAACAGCAUCAUAUUGCUAAACCAUCACGGGUAGAGCCAAAUCAUACACCCCGACCUGUCCAAACAAACCUACCAAAGCCAAGCACCCCUACUAUUGAUCCCUCAACAAUUACUACUUGGCCUGCAGCAUUAAAAUAUGUCAUGCGAACUGUGGGCCAAAACGAAGAAACCCAACUACGAAUUCGCGGACUGAUCCGGAGUCAGCAUAGCCAUGAACGGCAGUGGUGGAAGGGUCGUGAGGCUCUGCUCCAAAGGCAACAGGCUCGAGGGGAUAAAAAGAAAGAGCUAGAUGCAGUAUUACUAUCGAUUGGUGCACCUAUUGACUCAAAACAGCUAUCUACAGCAGAAGAGGAUCAAGCAGAACUUACCAAUUACGAUGCCAAGAUAUACAAAGCUUCUGUACAAAUGGCGGAUGCCUUAACAUCAGAACUUCGCGGGCUCCAAAUUCCUUUCUUUGUCCUCAAAAAGAGCCUGAUUCAAGACUCAUUGUCAUCGGCAGAGCCUGAUGGAGCUUCCGGUGGGGACCCAAGACUUUCCAAAUCUGACCUUCAAGAUUUGCAGCGUCGCAUGCUGGGCAUGCUUGAAGAUCUUUGCAAAGACUGA